AUAAGAAAUUUCAGUCGUUACAGUUAAGGAAAAGGAUAGUCCAUUCAAUGUCUUUUUUUAGGGCCAUGUUUGAGAUAAGAAUUCAAAUGAAAACUCCUCCAAAUCCUUAAUAUCACUUCACAGCAUUCUACAGGCUUCUCAUUACUACAUCCAUAGCAUAACUAAAUUUCCUCUGACAAAGAACUCAAAUAAAAUCUCGAGCAAGCAAUUAAGGAAAUGGAAGUCAUUAUCUCUUACCUUUACACAUCCCUUUCUCUUCUCCUCCUCCUUUUUCUCUCAUAUAAAUUCUACCUCUCAAAAACAACCUACAAAAACCUCCCUCCAAGCCCACCGUCUUCUCUUCCAAUUCUCGGCCAUCUCCACCUCUUAAAACCACCCAUUCACCGCUUUCUUCAAAGCUUGUCUCAAAAGUACGGCCCAAUCAUUUCCCUCAAAUUCGGUCACCGCAUUGUCGUCGUAGUCUCAUCACCAUCGGCGGUUGAGGAAUGCUUUACGAAAAACGACAUCGUCUUAGCAAACCGUCCCCAGUUCACCUUAAGCAAACACAUUAACUACAACUGCAACGACAUAAUCUCAGUCCCUUACGGCGAUCAUUGGCGCAACCUCCGCCGUAUCGGAACUCUUGAGAUCUUCUCAACGAAUCGGCUUAAUGAGUUUACUAGUACGCGAAAAGAUGAAAUUAAGCGGUUAUUAAUCGAAUUAUCCCGCCAUUCGAAACAAGAUUUUGCUGAGGUAGAGUUGAAAUCACGGUUUUCAAAUUUAACUUUCAACGUUAUUUUGAGAAUGGUUGCAGGGAAGCGAUAUUAUGGUGAUGAUGCGAAUAAUAAAGAGGAGGCAAAGGAAUUUAGGGAACUGAUAGGAGAGAUCUUUAGAAAUGGCGGAGCAUCACAUCCAGAGGAUUUUUUGCCUAUUUUGAGCUGGAUCAACGGCGGUAAGCUUGAGAAGACCGCCAAAGGACUCGCUAAAAGAUCGAAUAAAUUUCUGCAAGGUCUAAUCGAUGAGCAUCGACAUAGAAAGGAAGGAUCAGAAAUUACAGAUACAAUGAUCGAUCAUUUACUUUCGUUGCAGGGGUCUGAGCCAAAUGUUUACACAGAUGACGUCAUAAAGGGACUUAUCAUGAUCAUGUUAUUAGCAGGGACUGACACCUCGUCCGUGACCUUAGAAUGGGCAAUGUCCAAUUUAGUUAAUCAUCCAGAUACCUUAAAUAAAGCUAAAAUCGAAUUGGAUGCAAUAAUUGGACAAGAACACUUGCUUGAAGAAUCAGAUCUUUCAAAAUUACCCUAUCUCCAUAAUAUCAUAUCAGAAACUCUUCGAUUAUACCCUUCAGCUCCACUCUUGGUCCCACAUUUCACCUCUGAUGAUUGCACUAUUGGUGGCUACAAUGUGCCACGUGGAACAAUAGUAUUGGUUAAUGCUUGGGCUAUUCACAGGGACUCGUCAGUUUGGGAUGAUCCGAUAAGUUUUAAACCAGAGAGGUUUGAGCAAGGACAAACUGAGGCGUACAAAUAUUUGCCAUUUGGAUUGGGAAGGAGAGCUUGUCCUGGUGCAACCAUGGCUCAACGAGUGGUGGGCUUGACAUUGGGGUCUUUGAUUCAAUGCUUUGAAUGGAGAAGAAUUGAUGAGAAAUUAGUUGAUAUGACUGAAGGUAUAGGGAUUUCAAUGCCCAAAGCAGAGCCAUUGAAGGUCAUGUGCAAAUCUCGUGAUAUAAUGAAUAAGGUUCUAAUUGAAACUUCUUAGUUAAUAAAUUUAUAUUAAUGUAAUAAAAUUUUCCGGAUUUAGAUGCGAUAAUGGAUUUGUUUUAUUUGAAACCUCUUAAUUAAUUAUCGUGGCUGAAUUUUAUUACAA
This is a messenger RNA of Jatropha curcas, 1845 nucleotides long. Its product is annotated as cytochrome P450 81Q32. Lineage: Eukaryota; Viridiplantae; Streptophyta; Magnoliopsida; Malpighiales; Euphorbiaceae. The record is from RefSeq and is a predicted model, not a curated record. Gene Ontology annotation, molecular function: iron ion binding; heme binding; monooxygenase activity.